GGAUUGGCUGCGCGCGGUGGCGGAGGCGGGGCCUAUUUCAAAUGCGGAAGGCGCGCGCGCCCAGACUCCGGCUCCGCCAUCGCCUGCGCCAGCGCCAUGGACCCGCCGCCCGCCUCCCGCCUGCCCGUGCCCAAGCGCGCGCCCGCCGCCGAGGCCGCGCCCGGCCCCGAGCAGAAACGCGCCCGCCUGCAGCCCCCCGCCCGCGCCCGCCCGCCCCGCCGCCUCGCCAGCGCCCGCCCGCAGCGCCCCGGAUCGGCGGCCCCGCCCGGCCUCGCCGGCCGCCCGCUCGCCCCGCCGCCGGGCCCCGCCGCACACGCCGCGUCUGCCCCAGGGGCCGCCUCCAGGCUAGCCGUGGCCGCAGCCACAGCCGCUCCCAAGACAGGCCGUGCCUUGGAGCUGGGGGGUGGCAAGAAGAAGCGGGCACCCUGGGACCUGAAGGGCCAAGUGAGCGACUUGCAGGCAGAGCUCAAAAUCUACAAAGAAGAGGUGCAGCAGCUGCGCAAGGGGGGCCAGGAGCUGGAGGAGCAGAGGCAGGAGCUGCUGGCCCGUAACGGGGACCUGGACCGCCAGCUCCAGGCUGUGAAGUCCGAGCUGCACGUGUCCCAGGAGCAGGCCCAGCAGCGCCUCGAGGAAGUGAAGGAACUGUCGGAUCUGAAGCACCAACUGGAGCAGCAGCUCACUGACACCACUAGGACCAACAAGGAGCUCGAGGGGACCAACAAGGACCUGGAGAUGGCUAAGCGGGACCUGUCAGCCCUGCUGGAAGCCAGAGAGGGGGACCUGGCUCAGAGCACACAGGAGAACAGGGAGCUGAAAGCCCAGGUGACAACCCUGCUGCAGGCUGCAACGCAGAGAGAAGACCAGUUGCACCAGCUGGAGAUGGACCGGCGGCGGCUGCACAACCUGGUGCUGGAGCUCAAGGGCAACAUCCGUGUGUUCUGCCGUGUGCGGCCCCUGCUGCCCUCUGAACAGGAGGCGGGGAAGGGGCUGGAGCACUUGCAUUUCCCCCCACAGGACAACGGAGCACUUGUACUCUCCCGGCCGGAGGAGUCCCACACCGGGCGCAGCUGUAAAGGCAACACGAGGUACGACUUCAGCUUCGACCGCGUGUUCCCCCCAGCCUGCUCCCAGGCGGAUGUGUUUGAGGAAAUUGCACAGCUAGUGCAGUCAGCACUGGAUGGUUAUCACGUUUGCAUCUUUGCCUACGGACAGACGGGCAGUGGGAAGACCUACACCAUGGAGGGACCGGACAACCUGGACCAGGAGACCCUGGGCAUGAUUCCCCGAGCCGUGCGCCAGGUCUUCCAGGGCGCACGGGAGCUGGAGCCCAAAGGCUGGGAGUAUAGCUUCUCAGCAAGCUUCCUCGAGAUCUACAAUGAAGGCCUGCGUGACCUAUUGGUGGGGCGCUCAGACCAGGCCCCUGAUCUGGAGAUCCGGCGCGUCAGUCAGGCCAGUGAGGAUCUCCACGUUCCCAACCUGCGCUGCGUGCCUGUGGCUUCUGAGGAGGAGGUGCUGAAGCUCCUGCACACAGCCAAAGCCAACCGCUCUGUGGCAAAGACUAUUCAGAAUGACCGCUCAUCUCGGAGCCACAGCGUCUUCCAGCUGUGCAUCAAGGGCUACAACACUGACCGGGCCCUUCGCUGUGCCUCUGUGUUGAGCCUGGUCGACCUGGCGGGUAGCGAACGCCUAAAGCCACAGUCAAAGAGCGAGCGGCUGCGGGAGACACAGGCCAUAAAUGCCAGCCUGUCUACAUUGGGCCUGGUGAUCUUGGCAUUGUCCAAAAAGGAGCCCCAUGUGCCUUAUCGUAAUAGCAAAUUGACCCACCUCCUACAGAACUCACUGGGCGGCAACUCUAAAAUGCUCAUGUUUGUAAACAUAGCGCCACUGGAGGAGAACAUCGGUGAGUCACUGAACAGCCUGCGCUUUGCCAGCACGGUUAAUCAGUGUCACAUCGGCACGGCACCAGCACACAAGAAAGGAGGAGGGGGUCUACCACGGACUUCAGAUGUUGGGGGUGGUGGGAAGGGACCUGGUCCCAACUGAGAGGUGGGGUGUGAAGGAACAAAACGCUCUUUAUUUUUUACUCUUUUAUUUCUUUUUAAAAUCUUUUAUAUCCAAUAAAGCGUCGGUGUUAUUGC
This is a messenger RNA of Alligator mississippiensis (American alligator), 2138 nucleotides long. RefSeq names its product kinesin family member C1 (gene KIFC1). Gene Ontology annotation, biological process: microtubule-based movement. The transcript has 15 exons. The coding region runs from base 97 to 2043 and encodes 648 amino acids. Gene Ontology annotation, molecular function: microtubule binding; microtubule motor activity; ATP binding. The record is from RefSeq and is a predicted model, not a curated record. Lineage: Eukaryota; Metazoa; Chordata; Crocodylia; Alligatoridae.